This is a messenger RNA of Chinchilla lanigera (long-tailed chinchilla), 5867 nucleotides long. It is a transcript of the gene Crtc1, whose product is annotated as CREB regulated transcription coactivator 1. Lineage: Eukaryota; Metazoa; Chordata; Mammalia; Rodentia; Chinchillidae. The transcript is spliced from 15 exons. Gene Ontology annotation, biological process: protein homotetramerization; positive regulation of transcription by RNA polymerase II. Gene Ontology annotation, molecular function: cAMP response element binding protein binding. Gene Ontology annotation, cellular component: cytoplasm; nucleus. Bases 125 to 2089 code for a protein of 654 amino acids. The record is from RefSeq and is a predicted model, not a curated record.
GCCGGUACGCCUGCGCUCUGCUGGCCGCUCGUGGGCCCGGCCGACGCCUGCGCGGUGGCGCGGGCGAGUGGGGGGGCGAGGAGGAGGUGGAGGAGGAGGAGGAGGAGGAGGCGGCGGCGAGAAGAUGGCGACUUCGAACAAUCCGCGGAAAUUCAGCGAGAAGAUCGCGCUGCACAAUCAGAAGCAGGCGGAGGAGACGGCGGCCUUCGAGGAGGUCAUGAAGGACCUGAGCCUGACGCGGGCCGCGCGGCUGCAGCUUCAGAAGUCCCAGUACCUGCAGCUGGGCCCGAGCCGCGGCCAGUACUAUGGCGGGUCCCUGCCCAACGUGAACCAGAUUGGGAGCAGCACCGCAGACCUGCCCUUCCAGCCCAGCGGAUUUCUGGGGGAGGCCCUGGCAGCGGCUCCUGUCUCUCUGACGCCUUUCCAGUCCUCGGGCCUGGACACCAGCCGGACCACCCGACACCACGGGCUGGUGGACAGAGUGUACCGUGAGCGCGGCCGCCUUGGGUCCCCGCACCGCCGGCCCCUGUCGGUGGACAAGCACGGACGGCAGGCCGACAGCUGCCCGUACGGCACUGUGUACCUCUCGCCGCCCGCAGACAGCAGCUGGAGGAGGACCAACUCUGACUCCGCCCUGCACCAGAGCACAAUGGCGCCCACCCAGCUGGAGUCCUUCACGGGAGGGUCGCAGGACACACACCACAAGAGAGUCUUGCUGUUGACGGUCCCAGGGAUGGACGAGGCCACAUCGGAGGCAGACAAGACCUUGUCCAAGCCGGCCUGGGAUGCCAAGAAGACGGGGUCCAGGCCCAAGUCCUGUGAGGUCCCUGGCAUCAACAUCUUCCCAUCUACUGACCAGGAGAGCACGACGGCCCUGAUCCCCGCCACCCACAACACGGGGGGCUCCCUGCCUGACCUGACCAACAUCCACUUCCCAUCCCCGCUGCCAACCCCGCUGGACCCCGAGGAGCCCCCGUUCCCCGCACUCAGCGGCUCCAGCAGCACCGGCAACCUGGCGGGCAACCUGACCCAUCUGGGCCUCGGCGGCGCUGGCCAGGGGAUGAGCACACCAGGCUCCUCUCCGCAGCACCGGCCCGCCGGCGUCAGCCCCCUGGCCCUGGGCACAGAGGCGAGGCGGCAGCAGAGCCAGCAGGUGUCUCCCACCUUGUCCCCACUAUCACCCAUCACACAGGCGGUGGCCAUGGACGCCCUGUCGCUGGAGCAGCAGCUGCCCUACGCCUUCUUCACCCAGGCGGGCUCCCAGCAGCCCCCGCCUCCCCAGCCCCAGCCACCGCCGCCGCCACCGCCCGCCUCCCAGCAGCAGCCACCCCCACCACCCCCGCAGGUGCCCAUCGGCCUCCCCCCUGGCGGCCCUCUGAUGCCCAGUGCCAGCCUGACUCGGGGGCCACAGCUGCCCCCGCUUGCGGUCACGGUACCGUCCUCUCUCCCCCAGUCCCCCCCAGAGAAUCCGGGCCAGCCAUCAAUGGGGAUCGACAUCACCUCGGCCCCAGCGCUGCAGCAGUACCGCGCUAGUGCCGGCUCGCCUGCCAACCAGUCCCCCACCUCGCCAGUCUCCAAUCAAGGCUUCUCGCCCGGGAGCUCCCCACAACACUCUCCCGCCUUGGGCAGCGUGUUUGGGGACGUGUUCUAUGAGCAGCAGAUGGCGGCCAGGCAGGCUAACGCUCUGUCCCACCAGCUGGAACAGUUCAACAUGGUGGAGAGCGCCCUCAGCCCCGGCGGCCUGUACAGCCCAAGCUCCACACUGAACUACUCACAGGUGGCCAUGAUGGGGCUGGCGGGCAGCCCUGGGAGCCCGCAGGACGCGCAGCCGCUGGGCUACGCCGGCCACAGCGCCAUCCCCAACAUCAUCCUCACAGUGACAGGAGAGUCACCCCCAAGUCUCUCCAAAGACCUGACCAGCACUCUGGCCGGGGUCAGCGACGUCAGCUUCGACCCCGACAGCCAGUUCCCCCUGGAUGAACUCAAGAUUGACCCCCUGACCCUCGACGGACUGCACAUGCUCAACGACCCCGACAUGGUCCUGGCUGACCCGGCCACUGAGGACACCUUCCGGAUGGAUCGGCUGUGAGCGGCCACACCCGGCAGCCUGCCACCGCCACCACUGGCAUCUCCCGGAGCCCGGGGACAGCCGCCUGUACCCCUCGCCAACGGCCGAGCUUGUGAUUCUGAGCUUGCAAUGCCGCCGAGCGCCCCCACCAGCCCGCCCCGCGGUUGUCCACCUCCUGCUGCUGCCCGGUGCCUGAGCCAGGUUGGGACGGUCCCUGCGCUCAAGCCCCAGGUGCCCCUUGUAAGAUGCCAACCAUGUCGUUCCCAGCGUGGGGGGCCGGGCAGGCUGGGAUGGGGGCGUCCGUGGGCAGAGGUGCAUUUUCCGACUGUUGUUCAGCUCUCACUGCCUUUCGUGGUCCCCGGUUCCCACACCCUCGCGCCGUCCGUCCCCAGCCCUGGCCAGGUAUCCAGCGGGGAGCAGGGCUGGGCGGGGGGAUGAAAUAAACACUACCUUGAUGGCCGAGUCCUUCCGUGGCAGAGCGUGAAGUUUAGAAGGAUCUGCUCGGCAGCGAUGCCCCCAACCUGUCUCCACCCUGUCCCCCAGCCGGGUCUUCCGGGGGGCCAGCUCCUUCCGAGAUGCCUGGCCGGGCCCAGGCCCUGAGGGGGUCUCGGGCCCCCGUGAGGCGGGGGGCAUCUGUGGCUCUGACUGCCGGGCCAGCCCCGCCCCUCCCUCGGCGCAGCGCUGGAUGAGCGCAGGUCAUCUGCGGGGUGGGGCGGGGAGGGACAGCUGGAAACGGUCUGGGCUUUUCUUCGUCUCAGUUCGUAUUUCGUGUUGGUUGUAGACAAGUAGCUGAACCCUCCCAGCCGACACUUGCCUGAGAGCAUGUUUUUAUACUCCCGGGCCCACCGCCUGUCUCUCAAGCUAACUGGAAAUGCGGGUGCGGCCGCCCGGCGCCCCCGCCGCAUCCCUGUACUUUUUAGUUCCGCUCCCAAGUUCCUUAAAGACAAAAGCGCCGCUUCUUCCAGGCUGGUGAGCACAGUGGGGACUUUGUAGAAGCUCUUGGGGGCCCAAGCCCUUCAUUAACAAGGCCAUGGCAGACUUCUGGGGCACAGCCUCGGCUUUAUUGAGCACCCCCCACCCCCCAGGUGCCCGCCAGACCACGGGUCGGGUGCCUUAAACUUCCUUGACCACCAGCAGCAGCCAGGGCCCCUGCGCCAGGCGUCGGGGCUGGCGGGAAGAGAACCCCAAGGACCAGGGCGGAGCUGCACUUCCUCCCUGCACCCGUUGCUCACGCCCAAGCCGCGGGCAGCUGUCCCAGGCCUCCCCCUCUGCGCUGCGCCAGGAUGAGGCAGAGGUGGGCGUUGAGAGGCCUGUGUUUCUGAGACAGGUGCGGGGCCUCCUCACAGAGGCUGGGGUGGUAGUGGGGUGGCGGCAGGACGGGCAUGGUCUCCACCAGCCACUUGGGGCGAGGAGCUCCGGUUUUCUGCUAAGUUGGUCUCCCAUGCUCCCGCGGCCGCUGCCCACCAGGCGGGCCUCCUGCUUGGUGUAUUUCUUCGUGAUGUCGAAGCCCGCUGCACAGGGCCUUGGGACCCGCGCACUUGUCCUGGCGCUUUGAGCACCUGCCUGGUGGCUGCUGGCCUGAGAAGGCUGCCCCUCCUCCGCCACUGCAUUGUGGCCACUGUCGCUCUGAGCCCCGCCUCCCCGCCCAGGUCUCAGGCCCAGUCUCUGACUGCAGGUUAAGCUGGGAGCAGAGUAGGGACUUUUUUUUUUUAAAGAAAAACUACAUGUACAUAGCGUUUGAUUACCAUUAGACCUGUAUGUAGAACUUUUUAAAAAUGGCCUUAAUAAAAUGACAUGCAACCCACCUGGAUGCAAUUUUCAAACAAGCAUGGGUGGGGGACCCCCCAAGGGAGCCUUGUGGCCCCCACUUCCCGUCUGCCCGGCCACCACCCUCUGCUUUUCUGGGUUCUUGGUGCAGAUAGGCAGGCAAGAGGGGACAUCACCCACAGCAGGGGCACGGGUGACAGUGUACCAGGGCGAUGGGCUGAGGUGGGGGCAUCCCCGCAUUCUGAGCGGUCUCACCCUCCUGGGCCUGCACAGGCGGUUUGUGGUAUUUUUUUUCUGACUUCUCGAUAUCAUUUCUCUACUGCUUACUCCUGAAUUGCCAAGACUUUCAGAAAUGAGACGACCUCGGGGAGCCUGCCCUUCGUGAUGUGAAAAUACCGUGAUCUCAGCCAAGCUCGCCAUGUGGGUGGGUGGCCACAGCGUCGUGUAUGGAGACCCGUCACACGUCCUGGCUGGCUCGGACAGGCCGGACCCUACUCCGCCCUCGUGCCGUGCGCUGGCUUCCACCAGGCUCCCGGCCACACGGGCCUCUUCCCUGGGACAGAAGCAAGAGGAUGCUGUCCCCCACCUGCCUCAGUUUACUUUCCGUCCUCCAGUUCCCAAAGGGGGGAGUUUGUUCCCCCACAAGGCUCAUCAGCUGAGGCUGGAGGUGGGGCAGCCCCUCUCAGUGCUGAGGAGAAUUUGUGCCCCCCUCCCUGGCACCGUCUCCUGGGUUUUGGGUGACGUGGGGGCAGGGUCUGACAGUGCGUGUGGCCCUGGAGGGGGCUCAGCUAGGAGGGCCUCCCUGUGUCAGCACGUGUCACCCGGCGUCAGGCCAGGGCAGCUCGUGGUCUUCUGCUGGGGCUGGGGUGUCAGAGUGCGGGGUCGUUUGGAGAUGCUCACUGUGGCUCCGUCUUGGGGGACAGGAGCAGGCUAGAGGCCUGCCGGGAGCCAGCAGGGCUUGGGCACAGGGCAGCCACCCUGUGUCGCUGCCCGUCUCUAGGGGGAACCUGGAGCCCCUCUCAGUCCUCACGACCUCUGUGGGCCUCAGGCUGGCUCCAGACCAAAUGUCCUUCCAGAGUUGCGCCCUGGACACAGGCUGUACACAGGGAGACCCUGCACCCCCCUCUGGUCCUUAGGGGGUGCUGGCCAUAGGCUAUGGGGCUAGUGGUACCCAGGUACCCCAGUGGGCCUGUGGUCCCUGUAGGGGAGCAUCUGGGCCCCUUGGCCCUGGUCCUGCACUCCCUGCAGGGGUCUCCUGCAGUGUGACUUGGCCCUCCCCUGUUGUUGAAGCCUGAGCCAACCGGGCUGUCAGCUUCCCUGUGGCCCGCGGGGGUCCUGGGCAGGCAGGAGUGGCAUCCCCUGUGAGCCUGCAGUACCACGCUGUCACAGACACCGUCUCCCUCCAGGGCCAGGAGAUGAGCUGACCUGCACCCAAGCCUGGGUGCUGGGUGUUUCCAAGGGCAGGAGCGUGCCCGCAGGCCCUGCGCCUGGGUUUCCUCCUGCCAUUUUCUUAGGCCUGAAGGACUCAGGGCCCUGGCUGCCUCCUGGGCAGGGUGGGGGCAGGGCUGGGCCUCAGGGUGCUGGCUGCAGAGCUGUCGCCCUUCCCCCACUUCCUUCUGACCUCCACAUCGGCACCCCAAGCCUGGGAUGUGCGGCCCAGGUGAGGGUGGGCUCUGAAGCCGAGGCAGUCCACGAUGGGCCUUGGACAGUGCCCGCCAGGUCCCGGGACCUAGUGAGGCCUGGCAGCAGCCUGGAGUAGGGGCCCGGGCCCACGGGCCCCGGAGGAGGCUGCCCGGCGCUGGUGCCACUGAUAUAUGCAAACUGCCUGUCUGCCAGCCCUGCCCCGCGCCCUGCGCCGCUGGCUGUGUCCUCCGCAUGCACGCACCGCCGCGGUGUGCCAGCUCCGUGGCAGGCUGAGGUGGGUGCUCAGGGCACUCUCGGCCGCCCCUGCCUGUCCUCUGGCGUGGACGCUUUGUCUUUGUACCUUUGCAUCCUUUGUAAUGAAAUGUAAUAAAAAUCCAAUGUUUUCGUC